Amaranthus tricolor (Joseph's coat) is the source of this 1370-nucleotide messenger RNA. RefSeq names its product dirigent protein 24-like. NCBI's taxonomy places the organism in Eukaryota, Viridiplantae, Streptophyta, Magnoliopsida, Caryophyllales, Amaranthaceae. Bases 153 to 1211 code for a protein of 352 amino acids. The record is from RefSeq and is a predicted model, not a curated record. The transcript has a single exon.
CAAAUCUAAUAUAUAUACCAUUUCCCACAUCUUUCCCUUCAUCAACAACAAAGCAAUAGCCAUUCAAACAAAAAUCUACCUCAAAACCAAUUAGUAUCUCCAAUUCAUCAAUUCAAAUUGAACCCCUUACUCCCUUACAACCUAUACCGAAAAUGGCUAGGCUUUAUUCUUUUCCUACCAUUUGCCUCCUACUACUAUCCCUCACCCUAGGCCUUGCCAAUUCGGCUCGACUACUUGACCAAGUGAGCCCACAGCUCACUCCAGCAGACGAACUCCCAGCUCUUCCACCAGUAGAAGAUGACUCUCCUGACACCGUCCUACCAAGUGGCGAAGCCCCUGCUUCAGUUGCAGCUGCUCCAGCUGAUACUGAAAUCCCAAACCCGAAUGAUGAACCAGACCCAACAACUAUUGCUGCACCAGCAGCAGAAGUACCCACUCCACUUCCCACUGGACCCGCUCAGGGUGGUGGGGCAGCUAUUGGAUCAGACCAUCCAAGCCACCCAGCAAUUUCCUUCUUUAUGCACGAUGUCCUAGGCGGAUCUAGUGCCUCAGGUAGGAUAGUAACAGGUCUGAUCGCCACCAGUGACGUGAAUGGAAUCCCUUUCUCAAGACCAAACAAUCAAGUCUUUCCUGUCACAAAUGGAGUCCCUCUUAUAAACAAUGGAAACUUAAACAACAUUCUCAACAACAACAAUGUCCCAUUCUUAGCAGGACUCACUGGUCAAAACCAACCACAAGCUCAAACAAUAAUCCAAAACACCGGAACCAACAAUGUUGUCAAUGGUGGGAACAACAACCAGGCCUUCGUAACACCGGGCCAACUCCCAACUGGAGCUGCCCUCCAGAAACUUCUAUUUGGGUCCAUAACUGUGAUUGAUGAUGAGCUUACUGAGGACCAUGAACUCGGGUCGGGUAUUAUAGGAAGGGGUCAAGGAUUUUACCUUGCUAGCUCCCUUGAUGGUGAGAGUCACACAAUGGCUUUCACGGCUAUCUUCCAUGGAGGGGAACAUGAUCAUGAGGAUGCUGACACCCUUAGUUUUUUUGGGGUUCAUAGAACAGCUUCUCCCAUAUCAUCCAUAGCUGUCAUUGGUGGGACCGGAAAGUAUGAGAAUGCUAAAGGGUAUGCCACCAUUGAGACUUUGCCUGAUCAUGAUCAGCAUACUACUGAUGGGGUUGAUACAGUUGCUCAUUUUAGUGUUUAUCUUUACUAGUUUUUUCAAUUAUGUUUGCAGCUUUUCAAAUUUGAAUUAAUGCUAUUUGUUGUUUAUGACUGUAAUUUGGGUUGGUGUAUUAUGUGUAUAAUUAAUCAAGUUGUUAAUCAGGAUUUAUGUGCUAAAUGAUUAAGAGAUUUCUUAGAUUUAUAUUUCAAU